Messenger RNA from Helobdella robusta, 1413 nucleotides. RefSeq lists its product as hypothetical. The record is from RefSeq and is a predicted model, not a curated record. The transcript is spliced from 9 exons. NCBI's taxonomy places the organism in Eukaryota, Metazoa, Annelida, Clitellata, Rhynchobdellida, Glossiphoniidae. Bases 1 to 1413 code for a protein of 470 amino acids.
AUGUGGAUAAGUGGCGAGAACGCUGUAGCCAUCGCCAGCUUCAACGUCGACUUUUCUGGAAAGGAAGUUGGUGACAAGAAGAAAGACGAUGAUAGUGACGAUGCUAACAGGAAGGCUGCUGCUGCUGCUGAUGAUGAUGGCUCGCGAAGAAAAUGGCGGAAAUUUAAAUUGAGGAUAUACGAAGAUAAGAUUGUUCUUGACGAUAAGACGGAAGUGAACACCGGAGUCGUCGUUGACGCCCCGAUAGUUUUCUCAUAUAAAGCUCUGUUGCAUUUGGGCUCGUUCAGAAAACUCGGAACACCUUUUAGGGGUGGAAUUGAAAUGUUGAAAUUGAUGGAUCCAGAUUACGUAGAACCAGAAAUCAGCCCGAAAAAUAUUUUCAAAGGCGAGAAGGGUGAAAAGGGUCUUUCGGUAAAGGGAAGUCCUGGCCCCGUUGGUCCCAAAGGAAAUAAAGGCGAUAAGGGCGACAGGGGUCUCAAAGGUGACCGCGGUCAUCAAAACAAGGUCAAGCAAGGCGACAAAGGUCUGAAAGGCCAGAAAGGUCAGAGGGGUGAACUUGGGUCGACAGGCCCAAAAGGCGUGGAUGGGCGAGAUGGGACUGCUGGACCCACUGGGGAUAAAGGCAAUCGCGGUGAAAGAGGUUCACCGGGCUUGAAGGGUGACAUCGGGCCCACGGGUCACAAAGGUGAAAAAGGUUCAAAAGGUCACCGAGGAAAUCCAGGUUACUGCAUCAUUCCAGAUGAAUUCUUUAAAGAUGACGACGGCGAUGAUGCUAGUUAUGACGAUGACCAUGGUAUAAAUAAUGGAGAUGGUGAUGAUAGUGAUGUCGAAAAAUAUAACGAGCAAUUAAGAAAAGGAGGUUAUAGUGAUGAUUACGUCAACAAUGAUGAUGAAAAUAGUGUUGUUGAUGACGCUGAUAACUACGACGAUGGGCAACCAAUGGGAAAAAGGGUUAAAAGGGCAUGGUUCUGGGGUUUAGAUCCAACAACAACAACUACUGCUACUACAUCCACUGCUGCUGCUGCUACCACUACUUCAGAAAAAAUUACAGUUUUGACAUAUACUCCAAAAAACUCGGAAGAUGGUGAUAAUUAUUACGAAAGCACAGCAACCUCACAGAGUGAUGGUGAUAGUUAUUAUGAGGAAAAAGAUGAAGUUACUACUACCACGACUUCUACCACUACUACCACCGUUACUACAAGUAGUAGUAAUACUAAUUCUGUAACUGCAACUUCUAAAAUGGCUACUGAUGGUACUAAGAAAAUCAUGAUGAAAGGUAAAACUCCGCGACUAACGAAUGAAGAAAAACAUUUUCCUUAUGGCAUAUUAUUUGACAAUGAAGAGAUGUCGUUGCCAGAUAAGAUAGCAGGAGAUGAACCGAUAGCAUGGCCGCAAGCCUACCCGCCCGGCUGA